Molecule: messenger RNA, 1904 nt
Organism: Lottia gigantea (owl limpet)
Lineage: Eukaryota; Metazoa; Mollusca; Gastropoda; Lottiidae
Exons: 5
Coding region: 1-1509 (502 amino acids)
Biological process (GO): regulation of transcription by RNA polymerase II
Cellular component (GO): nucleus
Molecular function (GO): DNA-binding transcription factor activity, RNA polymerase II-specific; RNA polymerase II transcription regulatory region sequence-specific DNA binding
Source: RefSeq, a predicted model, not a curated record
AUGGUGUCGAAACGUGCUUCAUUUUGUUUUAACCCUGGACGACAAUCUAUAAAUCCUCAGAUACUAAUUAGGAUUAAAGUGCCGAACAACUCGGCCAAUAUCUACAAAUGUCACGUCUGUGGUAAGGCAUUUAGUUAUUUGAGUAGUCUUGGUCGUCAUGUAAAGAUACAUGCAGUGGAUAUUAACUAUAAUUGUGACCAGUGCUUACGACAAUUUUCCAAAGAAUCAGAUUUAAAACGCCAUCAGGGAGUUCAUUUGGCUGAUAAAGAAUUUAUUUGUGAUUCACAUGUUCGAAUUCAUACUGGAGAGAAACCCUAUAACUGUGAUGUUUGUAGUAAAUCUUUUGCAUUAAGAAGUCAUUUGUUGACUCAUAUUGUAGUUCAUACAGGAGAAAAACCUUACAGCUGUCCAGCUUGUCAAAAACGUUUCGCGGAUCGUAGCACGAUGGGCCGCCAUUUUAAAAGUCAUAAUGGUAAUACUGAAUAUCGAUGCCCACAUUGUGAGAAAACGUACAGAGACAGAACAGAUGAGUUGAUGGAUCAUCGAGAGACUCAUGGACCCAACCCUUAUGAAUGUGAUCACUGUAGUAAAUCAUUUAGUUGUAAUUCUAGUCUACAGCAACAUCGUCAGGGUCAUGGUGAAAAGCUUUUUUCUGAUCUUAAAAAACAUCUACGGAAACAUACUGGAGAAAAACCUUUUAAAUGUGACGUCUGUGGUAAGAAGUUCUCAUCGUCCAGUAGUCUUCAUACUCACAUUAAGACGCAUGAUAAUCCAGUCUACCCGUGCAAAGAAUGUGACAAGACUUUUACAUCCAGGUAUCGUUUGAACGCACAUCUGAAGAUACACACCGGAGAGACUAAUGUACAUUGUGACGUCUGCGAUAAAUCUUUUAGUUCCAAAAGAAGCCUGGAAUGUCAUCAAAGGUACCACAAAAAUGACGACAGCUUCAAAUGCUCAGUUUGUGGUAAAAUUUGCGGCACCAAUUCUCAAUUACAGAGUCAUUUUAAAAUGCAUUCAGAUGUACGCACUCAUCAAUGUACAUACUGUCAAAAAUGGUUUCGCGACGCCCGAGACUUGACAAUUCAUAUUCGUAUUCACACUGGAGAGAAACCGUUUAAAUGUGAUGUUUGUGAGAGAAAAUUUACUCAGAGAGCAGCCUUAAAAAAACACAAAAUGACUCACGACGGAACAAAGAACUUCACUUGUGAUGUUUGUAGUAAAUCAUUUGUUCAGAAAGUUUCCCUGCAGUAUCACUAUAGAAUACAUACUGGAGAGAAACCAUUCCAAUGUGAUAUCUGUCAUAAAUCAUUUCAGAGACGAUACUGUCUGAAUCUUCAUAUUGAUGCUACCCACAAGAAAGAGGUGAAAUUUAAAUGUACUGUGUGUGAUAAACCAUAUUAUACUCGUUCCAACUGGAGAACACACGAACAGAAAUGUCUAAAAGAAGCAGGAAAGAUGAAGAAGGAAGAGAAAAUAGUGAAAGAAGAUUCAGAAGAAGAAUCAGAAUAAUUGUUUGAUUUUAAAAAAGAAAUAAAACAGACUGUUCUUGUAUAUUUUUGUGGGGGGAACCAUUGGUGACUCAGUGAGUUAGCCUAUUGCUUGCUUACCUGAAGGUCCAGGGUUCGAUCCCGGCAUAAGUUGAGGUGAUACCUUCGGAUUUUUCAACCCAGUUCCCCUUGUCAGUGACAUUUCCCGUUUUCUUUUUACUAUGAAAUUUUGAUGUUGACAUUUAUUUAGAUAUUUUAGUAAGAUAUUAUUUCUAUAUUCAAUUUAAUUUGGAUAACUUUUGAAUGAACUGAAAACAGUUUAUUAAUCCUACAAUUUGAUUGGUCAAUUAAUGUGAUUUGACCAAUGAAUUUAAUGCAUUGUUAUUCUAAGUGUAAUAAAAAUGUUUUGAUAUUGAA